Molecule: messenger RNA, 2327 nt
Organism: Drosophila miranda
Lineage: Eukaryota; Metazoa; Arthropoda; Insecta; Diptera; Drosophilidae
Product: alpha-N-acetylgalactosaminidase
Exons: 7
Coding region: 610-1863 (417 amino acids)
Biological process (GO): glycosylceramide catabolic process; glycoside catabolic process; oligosaccharide metabolic process
Cellular component (GO): cytoplasm
Molecular function (GO): alpha-galactosidase activity
Source: RefSeq, a predicted model, not a curated record
AAGACGAAUUACCUGAUCCGCGUAUAUUCAAAUCUCCGAACCACUACAGCAUUAACGGUGCAUCAAAAUCAAAAAGAAAACAAACAUGAUUAGCAAGAAUGUUUUAAUUUGUUAACUUCGGUAUCUGCAAGACGCAUUGAUAAGGCAACAUUUAGGUCAAGAAUUUAAUUACAAUGACGGGAGUGCAGUGAGAAUGCACUUCACACUCGCCGAAAUAGCAUACAUGUAUGUAUGCUGCGUGUGUGUGGAGAAUCCAAUCUACGUUCUGGAGACAUAUUCCUGUGUUGUGUCGCACAGUUUAGGUGGCAAACAGCACACAAUUAAACAACAAAGCAUAUAAGAAGCUGCUGUUCGGGCUCUUUUGUGAUAAGCUGGAUCGCGCUGUGAACUUGGGGCCGCUGCAAGUCAAUCGUUCUCGUACUUAAUGUUGAUAAGAGCCUCGCUGCCGCCUGCCUGCCUGCUGAGUUUCGUUUGUUCCACGCUAGUAGGAGGUUUCUGGGCAAACAAUGUUAUCUAGAGUGCCCCAACACCCACCCAGUGCACACAAAAAUCUAUAAAUUCGUGAAUUUGUACCACAGGCCAGGACUUAGUCAUCGCACAUAAUUCAGAAUGUACAGAACGUCGAGCGUCUUUUUGGGGACUUUUCUCCUUCUGCUGCUGCUGCACGGCGGAAUGGGACUCGACAAUGGACUGGCACUCACGCCACCAAUGGGCUGGAUGUCCUGGGAGCGUUUCCGCUGCCUAACAGAUUGUAAGCUAUAUCCAAACGAGUGCAUAAGUGAGGAGCUGUUCCGGCGGCAUGCGGAUUUGUUGGUGUCCGAGGGCUAUGCCGAUGCUGGCUACGAGUACAUCAUCAUCGAUGAUUGCUGGCUGGAGAAGAACCGCGACAACAAGACCAAGAAAUUAGUUGCAGACAAGAAGCGAUUCCCCAACGGACUGAAUCCUCUUGCAGAUCAUAUACACAAUAUUGGACUGAAGUUCGGCUUGUACCAGGACUACGGCACGAACACCUGCGCUGGUUUUCCUGGAGUCAUAAAGCACAUGCAACUGGAUGCCCAGACCUUUGCCGACUGGGACGUGGACUAUGUCAAGCUGGAUGGCUGCUAUGCCAACAUCAGCGAUAUGGCCGUGGGAUACCCAGAGUUCGGACGUCUGCUCAACGCGACUGGCCGCCCGAUGGUCUAUUCCUGCAGCUGGCCCGCCUACCAGGAGGAUGCUGGAGAAAUGCCCGACUAUACGUCCUUGAAGCAGCACUGCAACCUGUGGCGCAACUGGGACGACAUCGACGAUUCGCUCGAGUCAGUGGCACAGAUUAUGGACUACUUUGGCAAGAACCAGGAUAGGAUCCAACCACAUGCUGGGCCAGGCCACUGGAACGAUCCCGAUAUGCUGCUGCUGGGCAACUACGGACUGAGCUACGAUCAAAGUAAGCUGCAAAUGGCCAUUUGGUCCGUUAUGGCAGCGCCGCUGAUCAUGUCCAACGAUUUGGCCGUGGUGCGUCCAGAAAUCAAGGAUAUUCUGCAGAAUCGUAAAGUGAUUGCUGUGGAUCAAGAUGAGUUGGGCAUCCAGGGCCGUCGUAUCCUGUCAAAAAAUCAGAUCGAAGUCUGGAGCAGACCCAUCACGCCGGUGGUCAGCAAUAACCAGCACUCUUAUGCCGUGGCCUUUGUCAGCCGACGCGCUGAUGGUGCUCCCUACAGAAUCGUAUUCACACUCAAGGAGCUCGAACUACACAAUACCGCAGGCUACGAUGUACAGGACCUCUACGAUGACAAAAAUCACUUGGGCGUCUUCCGCCCAGCCAACCAGUUUAUCACGCGCGUUAAUCCGAAUGGUGUAACUUUCUAUAAGUUUACAGCACUCUGAACGGGUUUGCCCUUUGAUGAUAUGCAAAUCAUUCAAUUGCUGAGCCAUAUCUGCCAUCCAUCUGCUUCCAAUAUGCUCUUAUACCAAUGUUUUAAAAAAUACUUAUUUUCUUUGCGAUGGAAGAAGAGAAUUAAAUUAAUUUUGAUAAUGAAAAUCAGGUAUGAAACCAUAAAAGGGUGCACAACUACCCUUUGCAUUUUCUACAUUGAUUUUCCAUUAUAGAGUUUAAAUUUGUUAAUUGAUUAAUAUCAUUAAAAAGAAGCGCUGCUGCGUUCUAAUACGCUGUUAUUCUGGGCGCAUUUAACAUGCUAUACACUAAAAUAUCAAUUCGCCAGAUACUGUCGGUAGGAAGUCGAAUAAUUUGCAUUAAUUUAUAUAUUUUUUAUGGUAUCCACAAAAAUGAAUCAUUUCAUAUUUGUAUGCAUAUGUCAGUUGCAAAGUAAAUAAAUAAUAUUUUACUGGUC